AUGGCCAGCACGUCGGCCGAGAUCAUCGCCUUCCUGCUGGUCAUCUCGGGCUGGGUGCUGGUGUCCUCCACGCUGCCCACCGACUACUGGAAGGUGUCCUCCAUCGACGGCACGGUCAUCACCACGGCGACCUUCUGGGCCAACCUCUGGAAGACCUGCGUGACGGACUCGACCGGCGUCUCCAACUGCAAGGACUUCCCCUCCAUGCUGGCGCUGGACGGCUACAUCCAAGCCUGUAGAGGACUCAUGAUCGCGGCCGUCUGUCUUGGAUUCUUUGGCUCCGUGUUUGCACUGGUUGGGAUGAAGUGCACAAAAGUUGGAGGCUCAGACCAGACUAAAGCUAAAAUUGCUUGUUUAGCUGGGCUGAUUUUCAUCCUUUCGGGGCUGAGCGCGUUGACUGGUUGCUCCCUGUAUGCAAACCGAAUCACAUCCGAAUUCUUUGAUCCUACGUUUAUUGCACAAAAGUAUGAAUUAGGAGCGGCUUUGUUCAUUGGAUGGGCUGGAGCAUCACUUUGCAUAAUUGGCGGCAGUAUAUUCUGCUUCUCAAUUGCUGAAAACAAUAAAACUCCAAGGAUGGGAUAUAUGUACAACAAAGCUGCUUCUGUGAUGUCUACUCGAACGAAGGCCUACAACAGCUCAGCAGAGUUUAAAACGCCCAGAGCGCCCCCAAAGCACUUUGACAAAAAUGCCUACGUGUAG
This is a messenger RNA of Elgaria multicarinata webbii, 699 nucleotides long. It is a transcript of the gene CLDN10, whose product is annotated as claudin 10. Gene Ontology annotation, cellular component: plasma membrane; bicellular tight junction. Gene Ontology annotation, molecular function: structural molecule activity. The transcript is spliced from 5 exons. The coding region runs from base 1 to 699 and encodes 232 amino acids. Gene Ontology annotation, biological process: bicellular tight junction assembly; cell adhesion. The record is from RefSeq and is a predicted model, not a curated record. Lineage: Eukaryota; Metazoa; Chordata; Lepidosauria; Squamata; Anguidae.